Messenger RNA from Euleptes europaea (tarantolino), 687 nucleotides. Its product is annotated as membrane-spanning 4-domains subfamily A member 4A-like. The record is from RefSeq and is a predicted model, not a curated record. Gene Ontology annotation, cellular component: membrane. NCBI's taxonomy places the organism in Eukaryota, Metazoa, Chordata, Lepidosauria, Squamata, Sphaerodactylidae. The coding region runs from base 28 to 687 and encodes 219 amino acids. The transcript is spliced from 6 exons.
CACAUUGUAACCUUCUCGCUAGCCACUAUGGACCUAAGGGAUCCAGGGACACAGGAAUCCAUUUCAAAGAGCAUAAUACGCCCUUCUGUGCCUCGGCCCGUGAAGAAGUUGUACAAGGGUGAACCGAUGGCCCUCGGGAUCACGCAGAUCCUGAUCGGCAUCCUGGAAUUCGUUUUUGGGCUUGUUAUAGCUGUGGCGGAAUAUAAUGCAUUCUAUACCCGUCAAGAACAUCUCAAAACUCCAUAUUGGACGGGAAUCCUGUACAUCAUCUCUGGAUCCCUGUCUGUGGCAGUUGCCAGGAACCCCAAGAUACCACUGGUGAAAGGCAUGCUGACAAUGAAUGUUGUGAGUACCGUGGCAGCUGGCAUCGGGAUCUUCUUUCUCUCUAUUUCAGUAGCAAUUUCAAGACACCGCGAGAAAUGUGAUCUAGAUUAUACCAUGGACAUUCCACCUGAAAUUUGCCAUGAAAUCAUUACCAUCCCUUACACUCAAAUGCACCACAUGUCUGCUGUUCUCCUGGCCUUCACCAUCCUGGAGUUCUUCAUCACCAUCACCACGGCUGCCUUUGGGUGUGCCAACCUAUGCCGGAACAGCUUCAGCGAAACGACUGCCGUGUUUUUUCAGCUCACAGGCCAGGAGGCCCCUUCGGCUGUCCUGACACCAGUCAAGGAGGAUGAGGCACCCUGA